UACAUUUGUUCAAAUGGAAGAAGGUGUUCGUUUCCAUAAGGGAUCAUUACUGGCGAAGAGCACUGAAUCGUCAGAUUAUGAAGGGAACGAGAGAUUGCACAGAAAAACUUCGGGAGGAACAUUAUUAUCGAUCGACAUACCUUCAACAAGUCCGCGUAAUGCCUCACCACGAUUUCUGUCUCCCACCAGUAAUGGAAAGCCUUUGGUUGAUAUUAACAUGAAAACAGAAUCACAGCAUACACUAGAAUUAAGAAAUGCGAAUUUCCAACCAUUAUUGAGCUUCGUUCCUGGGGAACAAAUUUUGAAGUCACCUCGUUCGAAUAAGAUCGAGAACUCGGACAACUCGGAAGAUACGGAGCUUACGGGAGACGAAAGUGACGAUUAA
Molecule: messenger RNA, 385 nt
Organism: Acaulospora morrowiae
Lineage: Eukaryota; Fungi; Glomeromycota; Glomeromycetes; Diversisporales; Acaulosporaceae
Source: the annotation of a GenBank genome assembly